This is a messenger RNA of Coregonus clupeaformis (lake whitefish), 1076 nucleotides long. Its product is annotated as brain acid soluble protein 1. The transcript is spliced from 3 exons. The record is from RefSeq and is a predicted model, not a curated record. Lineage: Eukaryota; Metazoa; Chordata; Actinopteri; Salmoniformes; Salmonidae. Bases 166 to 696 code for a protein of 176 amino acids. Gene Ontology annotation, molecular function: calcium ion binding. Gene Ontology annotation, cellular component: perinuclear region of cytoplasm.
GUUUAAGAAAAAACUAAAUCACGGAAGAGAUUAUUUAGCCCUAGUUUGGCAAGUCUCUUUUGUGGUCUCAAAGCAGCGGAGAUAGACGGAAAAGUAACACAAAGUUGGGCACAUUUGAACUGUUCGCUUGUCCUGUAGGAAGUAUAUGAGAGAGAGAGAGCAGUCAUGGAGUCGGCCAUUCAGACGGUAGUGGGUGUCUUCCUGAAGUCAGCCAAGGGGAAGGAGAGUUUGGGAGGGAAUGACUUCCAGAAGCUGGUGAAGAGCCAGCUCCACAACAUCAUGAUGGACACAGACAGCUCCGAGGCAGUGAAGAAAAUGCAACAGGGCCUGGACGCCAACCAGGACGGUAAAGUCAACUUUGAGGAGUACAUGAAGCUGGUGGGCUACCUAGCAACCUCCCUGAGUGUGCAAUGCACCGCUGCCGUGGAGACGCCAGCCGAGAGUGCGGCCGCCACAACGGAGACCAAGAGUGCACCAGCAGCAGCAGAGGUAAAGGAAGAGAAGGCAGAAGCGGAGGCACAGCCAGAGGAGGCACAGGCAGAGCCAGAGGCAGCCACAGCUGUAGAGGCACCAGCAGAGGCAGCCACAGAAGCAGCCGUAGAGAAAGAGAAGGUUGAAGAGGCAGAAAAGGUGGAAAAGGUGGAGGAUCCAGCACCAGCAGCAACCGAGGAGGAGAAGACAGAGGAGGCCUCAUAGAAGUUUACCACUGGUCCUGUCCGGACAUUACAAUACACACCAACACCAAACUGGUACACACCUCACUACCCUAAUACACACUACAGUACACUAUACAACCCACCCUUCAAACAGAGUGCUAAUACCAUAAUAAUAAUAAUAAUAAUAAUAAUAAUAAUAAUAAUAAUAAUACCAUGCAACAUUACAGUAUAUGUUGCAACCCCACAAUAACACAUUUAUUUUCAUACACACAUACGUAAACCCAGUAUUUGGUACUAAAAUACACGACACACAGCAACAUACUAUAAACCCCAAUCCAUAUUUUCUUGAUAUACACUACCAUUCAAAAGUUUGGGGUCACUUGGAAAUGUCCUUGUUUUCGAAAGAAAUUCAAUUUUUAU